Molecule: messenger RNA, 667 nt
Organism: Mus caroli (Ryukyu mouse)
Lineage: Eukaryota; Metazoa; Chordata; Mammalia; Rodentia; Muridae
Source: RefSeq, a predicted model, not a curated record
GACAGACCUUUUCCCUUUAUCCUUUCACAGAUGGGAAUUUGAUGUUUGACCAAGUGCCCAUGGUAGAGAUUGAUGGGAUGAAGCUGGCACAGACCAGAGCCAUUCUCAACUACAUUGCCACCAAAUAUGACCUCUAUGGGAAGGACAUGAAGGAGAGAGCCCUGAUUGACAUGUAUACAGAAGGUAUUUUAGAUCUCACUGAAAUGAUUGGGCAAGUGGUAUUAUGUCCCCCAGACCAAAGAGAAGCCAAGACUGCCUUGGCAAAAGACAGAACCAAAAACCGUUACUUGCCUGCCUUUGAAAAGGUGUUGAAGAGCCAUGGACAAGACUACCUUGUAGGCAACAGGCUGACCAGGGUGGACAUCCACCUGCUGGAACUUCUCCUCUAUGUUGAAGAGCUUGAUGCCAGCCUUCUGACCCCUUUCCCUCUGCUGAAGGCCUUCAAGAGCAGAAUCAGCAGCCUCCCCAAUGUGAAGAAGUUCCUACAGCCUGGCAGCCAGAGAAAGCCUCCCUUGGAUGCAAAACAAAUUGAAGAAGCAAGGAAGAUUUUCAAGUUUUAGUGAGGCUGCAUUGAUGGAGCCACAGAAACUGGCCUCUAAUGGUUUGCAAUUAUAAAAUACAAUUGUUGAUUCUGGCUAUUGUGCAACAAUAAAAAAUGAAAAAAUGA